CGAAAAAAAAUUGUUUCGGAGGUAAACACGAAAUAAUUUAGUACAAACGUUGCAGAUUUCUAGUUAAAUUUUAAAGAAUUUUUUUUCCUUAUAAUUAUAACAAACGAUACCUAAUCUUCUUCCGCUUAUAAAUAAUUUAGGUUAUAGAAUUUGUUUAAUUCAUAGAAAUUCUCACUUUAUUGGAUGUGGAAUUCGGUCAGUGAAAGUGAAGAAGUCUCAACAUGAACACCACAUCGAUGUUUCUACGAUUAAUUAACAGAACAAGAAAAAUAUAUCCAAUAAACGGCAUAAGUUUUCAAUCGGCUGGAUGCAGGUGUAGUUCAGCAUAUGCAGCUAGUGUUUCGCAAAUAGCAAAAGAAAGGGAAACAUUCCAAGAUGCCUGGAAAGGUAUUAUCGACAAUCUAACGACAAAUAAGAAAUUCACACAGCUACCAGAACUCGGAAGCUGGGUUAAAAAGGUUUUAGAAUACAAUGUCAAAGGUGGUAAGAAAAUCAGGGGCAUAACAACGGUGCUCGCUUAUGAAUUAUUCGAGAAACCGGAAAACGUUACCGAAGAGAUGGUGAGGUUAGCACGUGUCGCCGGUUGGUGUACGGAAAUGCUGCAGGCGUACUUGAUAAUGAACGACGAUAUAAUGGACGGGUCGUCGACCCGGCGCGGGGUCCCGUGCUGGUACCGCAUGCCCGACGUGGGCCUCGGCGCCAUCAACGACGCCAUACUCGUCUACGGUUCUAUAUACGAAAUACUCAAGAUAUAUUUCGGGAAAGCUAAAGAAUACGCAGACAUCCUGGACAUUUUCAACGAGGCUCUUCUCUAUACGAGCAUGGGACAGCAUUUAGAUUACGCCAUGGCGCACCGCAACAAACAAGACUACAGUCUGUUCACGACGGAGCGAUACUAUUCCAUCGUUAAAUACAAGACCUCGUAUUACUCAAUCAAGUUGCCGGUUUUUCUCGGCUUGAUCUUGACCCAGAACGGGCAGAAUGCGCCUAUCGAAGACAUUGAAGGAAUAUGUUUUGAGAUAGGCAAGCUGUUUCAAAUUCAGGACGACUUCAUGGACUGCUUCGGCAACGAAACGGUUACAGGGAAAAAAGGGACCGACAUCCAAGAAGGCAAGUGCUCUUGGCUGGCGGUUAAUGCAUUACAACGAUGUGACGAAGCGCAACGAAAGCUGUUUGCACAGAAUUACGCGAGCAAAAAUACAGACGACGUCGCGUCGAUAAAGCGACUUUACGAAGACUUGCAGUUGCCCAAGCUAUACAAAGAACAAGAGGACGAAAUACACAGCGGCAUCUUAAAGAAGAUUAACGCGCUACCCCCUAGUACGUCGCCUGCGAUUUUCUUUAAACUCCUCGAUAUGAUAUUCAAGAGAAGUUAUUAAUUCGUUCUCGCGUGUUCCAGAAUGGGGCUAGUCAUAUAAUAUUGUUGAGCAUGAAUGUUCAACUAUUUAUUAAAAUUCUUAACAGUUAGUGAUUCCAAUAUGUAGUAGAGUAGGAGGAAAUAGACGGGGAUAAAAAAAAAACACUGAAAAUGUGAAAAGAUAUAAAAUUUCCGAUAAAAAAGAAUAUGUUCCUUUGUUCAGGGAUGUAUGAAAAUGCGCUUAUUUCAGAAAUUAAGCGAGCCAGACAUAAUGGGAAAAACAACACGCUGUACUUUCAUGGCAUGGCAGCUAUGGGUCUAUUUAAUUUCUGUGUAAUUUAAAAAACAACCAUCCGAAAAACCUUUAUAAAAUACGAAUAACAUUUUACAGUUGUUGCAUUUAAGCUAAAAAAAUAACUUUGUUGUAAGGUUAUAUUGAUAUAAAUCUUCACUGCAGUAUGAAAUUUAACCAAUGAAUAAAGAUCCCACGCAGAACUUUCAUUCAGCAUUCAAAAAAACUCCGUGCUUGUAGAUUGUAUAAAAAAUCUAAUCUUGAUACAUAAUUGACAUUCUGUCAGAGUAAUUUUUAAUAAUUUUACUAAUUGAACCUCAUAACGUUUAGAAGGCUGAAAACACUGAUAAAGUAUUCGGAGUUUGCGCGUUUAUUGGAAACAUCUCAAAAAUUUGAAAUCGGUUGUUCUUAUUUAUACAAACACAUAAAUAUUUUUUUGACCUAUAAAUAGUUAUAUAUUCCACCUUUUUAACAAUAUGUGAAUUCAACGACACGCAUCGGAAGUCUAUUUCUCGGAAAUACAAUAAUAAAAUGUGGUUUAAAAAAAACUCAAUAAACCUGAGGGAAUUUUAAUUGGCGUACACUGAUAUUGAAAAAACUACAAGUUUUAUUAUUACUCGUCUCAAAUUUGCGCAUUCUAUUUUAUAAGACAAUUGUUAAAUUUAGUCUUACGAUUUUAAUAUGUACGUAAUAUAAAAUAAAAACCGGUCAAAUAAAAGUAAUUAAAGUUAAUUCAUCACGAUAUCUAAUUCUAAUCGCAUUUAAAAUGAACAAUAAAACAGUUAAGCCUUUUCACGUGUGCAGUUCUAGAUACGCCGUGCCUCGUAGAGUCAAUCAGUGAAUGAACGAGUGAACGAAUGAAUGAACGAACAUAUAAGUACACUAUUCACUAUCCUUCAUCUUUCGUAGUGUACGACGUAUCGGGUCUUGCGUUCAUACUAUUUCAAAAUGACUGCUCUGUUGCAAUGGAGUGAUCGCUUGAACCAUGUAUUAAUCAGGAAUAAACGAAAGAGCUUAUACUUUUUUUUUUAUUAUCCUUGUAGGCAAGCGAUCAUACGGCUAUGAUGAUGGUGAGUGGUUACCGUCACUCGUGAACUUCAGCAAUACCAGGGACAAAGCCAUCUACCAGAAGCCGACUUAUAGCGCUUGUCGAUUAGUCGGUAGACUGGUGCACGCGGAAAGACACUCAGAUUUCAUCAUCAUCAUCAUGCUUUCCUAUUACCCUCUGCUAGGGUGUAGGGCUCGAAUCAAAUUUUUCCAUUUAUAUCGGUCUUGGGCAGUCUGUUCU
Bombyx mandarina (wild silkworm) is the source of this 2937-nucleotide messenger RNA. RefSeq names its product farnesyl diphosphate synthase 3 (gene Fpps3). Gene Ontology annotation, molecular function: dimethylallyltranstransferase activity; (2E,6E)-farnesyl diphosphate synthase activity. NCBI's taxonomy places the organism in Eukaryota, Metazoa, Arthropoda, Insecta, Lepidoptera, Bombycidae. Gene Ontology annotation, cellular component: cytoplasm. The record is from RefSeq and is a predicted model, not a curated record. Gene Ontology annotation, biological process: trans, trans-farnesyl diphosphate biosynthetic process.